Messenger RNA from Amorphotheca resinae ATCC 22711, 1539 nucleotides. RefSeq lists its product as hypothetical. Gene Ontology annotation, cellular component: intracellular membrane-bounded organelle; membrane; cytosol. Gene Ontology annotation, molecular function: sterol binding. The annotation marks the transcript as partial. The transcript has 6 exons. The record is from RefSeq and is a predicted model, not a curated record. NCBI's taxonomy places the organism in Eukaryota, Fungi, Ascomycota, Leotiomycetes, Helotiales, Amorphothecaceae.
CUAGGCCAGCGCUCGUCGGUUGACGAAUCGAGAUCCGAUGGCCCAGAGGACGAGACGACAGUCGUAGAGCCGGAGCAGGGAAAUGUGCUCUCACAUAUCAUCUCGCAGCUACGGCCAGGCGCCGACCUGAGCCGGGUCGUGCUGCCGACCUUCAUCUUGGAGCCGCGGAGCAUGUUGGAGAGGAUUACCAACUUUAUGGCCCAUCCGGAGACGCUGCUCCCAAUGCCCGAGAUUGACGAUCCGGUAAAGCGGUUUGUGUCGGUGGUGAAGUUCUACCUCAGUGGAUGGCAUCUCAAACCACCGGGAGUCAAGAAGCCUCUCAAUCCCAUCCUUGGCGAGAUAUUUACUUGCUACUGGGAAUUCCCAGACCACACCAAAGGCUACUAUAUUUCCGAACAAACGUCACAUCACCCUCCCAAAUCCAGCUACUUCUACAUGGCCCCCGAGCACCACAUCCGCAUCGAUGGUACCCUGAAGCCCCGAAGCAAGUUCCUCGGUAACUCAGCUGCCAGUAUGAUGGAAGGCAUUGCCAUCCUGCGGCUUACGAACAGAGGACGUUCACCAAAGGGGGAGAGAUAUAUCCUCACACAGCCAAACAUGUAUGCUCGGGGCAUCCUGUUCGGGAAGAUGAAAUACGAGCUUGGCGACCAUAGUUUUGUACGAUGUCCAGAGUUGGGGCUGACCGCAGAUAUCGAGUUUAAAACCAAGGGAUACUUUGGCGGAACAUACAACGCUAUUGGGGGCACAAUCAAGAAUGAUAAGACGGGCGAGACCCUCUUUGAGUUGUCUGGAAACUGGACCGGAGAAAUGAUGAUCAAGGAUAUGAAGACUGGGAAGAAGGAUUUGCUUUUCAACGCCACGAGGGCAAAGCACUCUCCUCCACUGUCAAGGCCGCUGGAGGAACAGGACGAGCGCGAAUCUCAGAGGCUAUGGUACAAGACAGCACAGGCUGUAAAGGCACGAGACCAUGAGCUAGCAACCGACGAGAAGACUAAGAUAGAGGAUAGGCAACGAGACGAGGCAGCCAAGAGAGCAGAGAAUGGUGUUGAAUGGCGCCCAAAGCUGUUCAGACCAGUCGAAGCAGGCCCAGGUGGCCGGGACGAGGGUGAUGAAGGCCUUGACUGGGUCUUGAAUGCCGCCAUUGAUGGGCGUACGCCCCAGGAACAAACAGAGCAGAUUCUGGCAGUGGCGCCUAUUCUCCCCGGGCAGAAGGCGGGCGGGAAGAACCCAGCACCAGCCCAAAGUCCUUCAGCAGGUGCCGCUGCCGCCACUCAGAAAAACGACCUUAUAGACUUUGGCCAGAACGAGGGAUCCCUGAUACCUGCGGACCUUAAAGCUGCACAGACAGAAAACGACGGGCAGAAGCAGAAGGAUCUGGAGAACACACUCAAAUCUACGAGCACAUCAUCAAAAGAGGGCCCGUUGAUCGAUUUCCAACAGGACCUGAAGGCAAACCUCCCCGAGGCCGAGCAACACCGGUUGAAACGACAAGAUACCGACACGAACAGCCUGGAUGAGUUCGUUGAUGCGCAGAGUUAA